Messenger RNA from Rubroshorea leprosula, 4266 nucleotides. NCBI's taxonomy places the organism in Eukaryota, Viridiplantae, Streptophyta, Magnoliopsida, Malvales, Dipterocarpaceae. The record is from the annotation of a GenBank genome assembly.
AUGAUUCUUUAGAGUAGAGAAGAAAGAAGAAAUAAUAUGAAAACAGAGGGACAGAUCUUUUUCUCUCUCCUAGGGUGAUAACUGCCUAGAGAGAGAAAACGCGUUCUGACUAUCGCAACCCAGUUUUCCGAUGGCGCGUUCUCGCCGGAAUUCGAUCCCGAUCCAGUUACCCGCAAGCUCUGAUUUCACUUUAGUUCACCAUCCAGUUUCAGACGGUGAUGCAUCUUCCCCAUCCGUGGAGAUGCUUCGUGCAAAGCUCAGUGCCGAGGUUAAAGCGGUCACAGGCAAUUUGGCUUCUCCUACGGCUAACCUAGGUCCUUCCUCCUCUAGUGCGGUACCAACUGUUUCUUCGAUUGGUGCUCCGAUAGCUGCUUCUCCGACGGUAUCAACUUCUUGGGCUGAUGUUGUGGCCAAUAAUUUUGAUUCAAGUACUCUUUCUUAUCACCCCCCUGAGUUGCGCGAUGGCAAGAUAGUUGUGAAACCUCCCUGUUCUGUCUAUGAUGAGGGAAUCAAAUCUUGGGAGGAUUGUUUGGUGGGUUCUUUCAUGAGUCUUUCUUCGCCAAAUUACGAAGACAUUGUACAUACUGUGAAUAAACUCUGGGGAAAGAAGGGUAAAAUCUCAGUCACUGGGGUGGGUAGCAAUACAUUUUUGUUCAAAAUACCUGAUCCUGCGACAAGGGAGUGGAUUCUUAGAUCAAAAGUUCCUUGGCAUGUUAAUCAUAAGACUCUGCAUCUCAGAAAAUGGCAACCAGGUACAGAAUUGACAAAGGUAAAGCCAUCCAAGAUACCUAUUUGGGUUAAGCUGUGGAACGUACCCAUGGCCUUGUAUACUCCCCAAGGACUGGGUUAUAUUGCUAGUGCAAUUGGAGUUCCUAUUUCUCUAGACAAAAAUACAGAACAGCGUAUUCAGCUAAGCUUUGCACAAGUAUGUGUAGAAGUUGAUCUUGACAAGGUUCAUGAUCUUCCUGAUUCAGCUUUUGUUGAUGAUGAUGAUAAAUCGUCCAUAGAAAUCCCUUUUGAAUACACAUGGCUGCCUGUGAAAUGUGAUAUCUGUAAGAAGGAGGGACAUACCAGUAAAAGCUGUACUAAACAAGUAAAACCAGUACAAAAGCAAGAGUGGAAAGUUGUUGCAAAGAAAAAUAAAGAUGAGAAAACUUCAAAUGAGGCUGAAAAGCAUCCAGAUGUUUCUGCUUCCGAUAUUCAGACAUUACAAAUUCAGAUUCCUGCCUCACAAAGCGCAACAUGCCCAGAAAAAGAGAUCCAAGUGGUACAGUUGACAUCAGUGUGUGCUAGUGAUGUACCAGUUAUUGCCUCCCCAUUAGUAUCAGCGCCUGCCAUUCAGAGUGGAGCAAUUCCCACUGAAAAUUCCUUUGCUGCGCUGGAUUUGGCCCGGCAGGAAAAUGCUUCUUUGAUUGAGCCAAGGAGGACUAGAGUGGCAUCCCAGGGUGUAGUUGCUGCUACAAGGGCUUUGUUACCUAGACAGAAGCAGUCAAAGAAGAGUUCUAACUCCUCAAGUGAGUAUAAUGCUGACAUUGUUGUUCUCUUAGAAACUCGAGUUCAGCAGCCAAAGUUUCUGGAUAUCUCUAGUUUCCUUCUUCCAAGUUGGGUAGUGCACUGUAACUAUGAACAUGCAAGGCUAGGCAGGAUUUGGUUGCUUCACAAUCCACAUAUCAGAAUUACUAUCUCCAAUAUGAAUUUCCAAGCCAUUCAUUGCCAUGUACUGGACACUUUGACAGGUCAAUAUUUUUUCCUAAGUGCCAUAUAUGCUGAUCCAUAUGAUGAUAGUGUAAGGCAAACUUUGUGGAAGGAACUGGUUCUCAUAAGUCAGGCACUCCCAAACUUCUUUCAUAAUCAAUUAAAUGAGGCUGAAUUACAUGACUUGACAUCCACGGGCUCCUUUUACACUUGGACAAAUAAGAAGCUCUCUGAAAAAUUGGAUAGACUCAUGGUGAAUGAAGCAUGGCUAGAUGCAUUUACAAAUUCAAAAGCAGAAUAUUUACCUCCUGGUUGCUCUGAUCAUUGUGCAGGGUGUGUUGAAAUAUCUUUGCCAUUGGUUAGCACAAGAAGAAAGCCUUUUAAGUUCUUUAACUUUUGGGCUAAGCAUGAGGAAUUCUUGGCACUUGUAAAGCAGACAUGGGACUCCACUCAGGUGACUGGAUGCUAUAUGUUUCAGCUCUGCAAGAAGUUGAAAGCUCUAAAACCUGUUCUGAAAAAGCUUAACAAGAAGAGUUAUGGUGAUAUACAGUACCGGCUUCAACAAGAAAGGGAUAGAUUGCAUCUUAUUCAGAGUGAUCUCCUAGCUAGCCCAAAUGAGGAUAUGGCUCAGGUUGUGCAUGAACAGGCACAAAAAGUGGCUGAUUUGCAACUAGCAGAGGAAUCUUUUUUCAAACAAAAAUCAAGAGUUAAGUGGUUACAGGAGGGUGACAAUAACACCACUUAUUUCCAUAAAAUGGUUAAGGUGAGAAGAAGUCACAGUACAAUAAAAUCAUUGUAUACUCUUGAGGGUAGGGAGCUAACUAGUUUACCUGAAAUGGAAAGCGAGGCAGUGCAAUUUUAUCAAAACCUCUUAGGAGCUGUCGAUACUAAUUGUAAAAUUGCAGAUAGUGACUGGCUUAAGGAUCUUCUUGACUUUCAACUUCCAAGUGCAGUUUGUGAUAUGCUCAUCCAACCUAUUGCUGCAGAAGAAAUUAAGGGUAUUAUCUUUCAUAGCCCAAGCAACAAGGCGCCUGGCCCUGAUGGGUAUACUUCAGAGUUCUAUAUAGCUGCUUGGCCUGUAGUGGGAGAGUUGGUGACAAAAGCUAUACAGGAAUUCUUUGACAGUGGGAAAAUUUUGAAGGAGAUGAAUUCUACACUUAUAACUUUAGUCCCUAAAAUUCCUAAUCCUACAAAGAUGACAGAAUAUCGACCAAUAUCAUGCUGCAACUUGGUUUACAAGUUCAUUACAAAAAUUCUUGCAGAAAGACUAAAGAAAUGUUUGAGCCUCUUUAUUAGUAGAAAUCAGUGUGCUUUUGUUGAAGGGAGACUAAUGGUGGAGAAUGUGAUCCUGGCACAGGAGAUUGUGAAACAUUAUCACAGGCAGCAUCUCAGCCCAAGAUGUGCACUCAAAAUUGACUUGAUGAAAGCAUUUGACUCCAUACAUUGGGAGUUUAUUUUCCAAGUAUUAAUAGCCUUGGGGUUUCCUGCUCAAUUUAUUAAGUGGCUAAGGGCAUGUAUUACAACUCCCAUGUUUUCUGUGGUGUUCAAUGGAAAUUUAGCAGGUUAUUUCCCUGGGAAAAAAGGCGUCAGGCAAGGUGACCCCCUGUCCCCCUACAUUUUUGUUAUUUGCAUGGAGGUAUUAUCUAGAAUGAUAAAUAAGGCUGCUGUAGAAGGUCAGAUUGCAUACCACCCGAAAUGUGCCAAGGUUCUAUUUGGGUUGCUUGGGUUCAUGCUUACUUUUUAAAAGGCAAAAGCUUUUGGUCAGUAAAAAUCCCAAAUGAUGCAUCUUGGGGGUGGAGAAAAUUGCUUAAACUCAGACCACAAGCCAAGAAACUUAUGCUGCAUUCACUUGGUGAUGGGGAGGAUACCUUUCUUUGGUUAGAUCAUUGGCACCCUUCAGGUCCCUUAAUAGAUGUAUAUGGUGAUAGUGUCAUGAAGAGUUCAGGACUGCCAUACAAUGCAAAGGUAUCAACUGUUGUGCAAGGAAAUUACUGGAAUUGGCCUCUCGCUCGAUCCCAACAGCUUGUUCAGAUCCAAAUGGCCCUUUUUGAUAAGCUCUACCCAAAGGAAGGGGUAAAGGAUUCUAUAAUCUGGUUACCAUCUAGAUCAGGCACUUUCAAUACAGGAAGUACAUGGCAUUGGCUACGGGCAAAACAGGACAAAGUCCCAUGGCAUAGACUGGUUUGGUUUUCGCAAUCAAUCCCUAAACACAGCUUCAUUAGUUGGUUGGCAAUACAUGAUAGAUUGGCUACAAGAGCUAGGCAAAAGAAAUGGGCAGCCAACAUAAAUGAUACAUGUCUAUUUUGCAAUUUUGAGGCAGAAACAAGUGCACACCUCUUUUUUAAGUGUAGUUGCACAAAGCAAGUUUGGCACAAAUUAUGUGAAAUGGUAGGAAUUCCUUUCACUGAUGCAUGGCAAAAAUUAUUAGCAUGGAUGGGGAAGAAAGUUAGAAGGAAGUCAUUAUACACUAUUCUCAUUAAGUUGUCAUGGACUGCAGCAGUUUCCCAUAUUUGGAGUGAAAGGAAUAGGCGAGUUCAUCAACAAAGCUUUCAAUCAAUGGAAAAAAUUGUU